CGAAGGGGAGGGGACGCGGGGCCCUCCCGGCGCGCCAGCCCGCGCGGCUGAUGGAGGCGGGUGGCGCCGCCCCGGGCGCAGGUGACACACGCCAGGCCGGGGCCGCCGAGCGCCGAGAGGACGAGACGCGGCGGGCCCGGGGCCCUCGGGGACGGAGAUGGCCCGCGAGCUGAGCCAGGAGGCGCUCCUGGACUUCCUGUGCCAGGCCGGGGGCCGAGUGACCAACGCCGCCUUGCUGGGCCACUUCAAGCGCUUCCUGCGAGACCCCGACGCGCCCCCCGGCCAGCACCAGCGCCGCCGCGAGCUCUUCAAGGGCUUCGUGAACUCGGUCGCCGCAGUGCGCCAGGACCCCGACGGCACCAAGUACGUGGUGCUCAAGAGGAGGUACCGGGACCUGCUGGGGGAGGAGGGGCUGCAGCCCGCCGGCGACCCGCCCCCGGCCACCGCCGCCGCCGCCCCCCGCCCCGGCCCGCCGCGACCCCCGCAGCAGUCCCGGCGGCGGCGGCGCCACCCGGAGCCGGAGGAGGAGCCGCCAGGUGCCGACGCAGGUGGCCCCGGGCCCCGGGAGGCGGCGCGCAGGGGCGGCGGGGACAGCUCCCGCCAGCCCGUGCCCUUGGGCGCGGCGGAGUCGCCGCGCGGCCGCCGCGGCCGGGAGUGUGUCCAGAACGGCCUGGGGGAGACCCCCGGACCCCCCGCCGCGGCCGCUGCCGCCGGAGCCCACCCGCGGCCGCGGGAAGACGCGCGCGCCCCGCCCCCGCCCGGGCCCGCCGCGCCCCGCUCGCCCCCUACGACGGUGGAAACUGCCAGCGGCCCGGCCUCGCCGCCCGCCCCCCGGUCCCGACCUGCUUCGCCUGCCGAAUCCCCGGAGCCGCUGAGCGGGGUGUCCCCGCGCCGACCCACCCUGCAGCAGCAGCAGCAGCGCACCCGAGAGUGGGUGGCCAGACACCGCCAGGUGCCCAGGGCCAGCGAGCAGGGCCCGACCCGCGCGUGGUGUGUGCUGCCCGACUCGUUCCCCGGGCUCCCCCCGGAGCUGACUUAGGGCGGCCGACCCCCAGCGCCGCCCCCCUGGGCCCCCCCUCUUGCCUCUCAUCCCUGCGUUCCUGCUGGUCCCGGAUCCUGGCCCGGGGACUCGCCCGUGCCAAUCUUCCGCAGCAUCCGUUGCCAGCUGUCCCUCCAAGAUCUGGAGGACUUCGUGGACCAAGAGAGCCACAGCAGCGAGGAGAGCAGCAGCGGGCCCAAAGAGUCCCCCGGGGGUUCCGAAGAGGGCUUGCAGGUGGCCCCGGGCCCCUCGGAGGGGAGAAAGCUCAGGAAUCCGGUGGGGGACCGUUCUCCGAAGGAAGCGCGCCUCGACCGCACCCCGCAGGACCUCAGGAGCCGACAGGAGGGUCCCCUCUCCCCGCAAGUCCUGGCUAGGGCUAACGGGCUUGCUGGUCACCCCCAGGAACCUCUGCCCUGGCCCGCCCCCAGGUUCAGGAGGUCCCUCCGGAGGAGCUCCCGGACCCCGAGAGCCAGACUGUCGUCGUCGGAUGAGGAGCGCCUGGAGGAGGACGUGCUCAGAAGGAGCCGGCGCCCACCGCGCUCCAGGAAGCCCUCCCGGGCAGGGGCGGCGUCCAGCCCGCGGGUGGACACUGCCCUGACACUCAGGCCCGCAGACUCGAAGGCGCUGGUUGUCGCAGAGAGGGGCGGCCCGGCGGACCUCUGGGCGCCGGCUCGGGAGAGGCCUGCAGCUCUGGCACCCUACAGGCCCGUUGAACACAAGUCGUCCCUGGUGCCUCUGGACGCGCGGGAGCACGAGUGGAUCGUGAUGCUGGCCUGUGGCUCUUGGGGCCGGGUGUGGGCAUUGUUCCUUGAGGAGCCCCAGCUGGCCCUGCACCGAGACUUCCUGACGGGCUUCACGGCCUUGCACUGGAUAGCCAAACACGGGAACCUCGAGGCUCUGCAGGAGUUGGUCUCGGGGGCGCAGGAAACGGGGAUAACGCUGGAUGUCAAUGUGAAAUCCAGCUGUGGGUACACGCCACUGCACCUUGCGGCCAUUCACGGCCACCACGGGGUCAUCAGAAUGCUGGUGCAGAGGCUGGCCUCGCGGGUGCAUGUCCGGGACAGCAGUGGGAAGAAGCCCUGGCAGUACCUGAGCAGUAAUACCUCUGGGGAAGUAUGGCAGCUACUGGGAGGCCCUCGUGGCAAGCCUAUCUUCCCCGUCUACUCCUUAGUCUCAAGCUCCUCCCCCACUAGGAAGGUGAGGAGCCAGGAAAUAGCUAGAAAUGUCACCCGUAAGACUUCCCUGGCUGCUCUCCUCAAAAGUCAGCACCACAAAUGGAAAAUGGCCAACCAGCAUGAGAAAUUCCCCGCCCUCAGAGAGAGGGAAGAGUACAGUGAUUGAGAAGGGGCCGCUCUCCAAUAAGCAGCCGCUGCCCCCCUACUCUGGGCUGAUGGCUUUCAGGGGGCAUCAGAAAACGGGCUGAGCCGUUGGUUAAAAGUGAGUCGGAGAAGCUGGCCUGCCUGGUGUUCUCCAGCUUGGUUUGGAUCUAGGUCCUCCAUAUCCCAGACCUUGGGGCUCACCCCUGCUUUCUGAGGGCUCAAGUCCUUGGGUCAGUGAAGCUUAGACAAGGACAGAAUAGGCGCUUAAAGCCUAGGAGGUGAUCUUUCUCUUCCUAUGGCGCCAUGCACCUACCUGGGCAGAGAAAGCCUUAUCAUGCCUGAAGGAGCAAUCCCAAGUCUUGGCCCCAGAGGGAACAGAUGUCUAAU
This is a messenger RNA of Sorex fumeus (smoky shrew), 2745 nucleotides long. RefSeq names its product sosondowah ankyrin repeat domain family member B (gene SOWAHB). Lineage: Eukaryota; Metazoa; Chordata; Mammalia; Eulipotyphla; Soricidae. The record is from RefSeq and is a predicted model, not a curated record. Gene Ontology annotation, molecular function: protein binding.